CGUGGCCGUUUCUGCCCAGCUCGUUACGGGGGGCCACGGGACAUCCACGCGAUUCCCGCGACGUUUUGUGCGGCGCCGGGCAAGGGCAGCCGGGGCGUAUCACGGGCAGUUCACCAUGGCGGAACAGCUCGCGCGCAUUUUCGGAACAGAGGAAGAUCGAGUGAAUUGUCCCUUCUACUUCAAGAUCGGUGCGUGCCGCAAUGGCGAUCAGUGCAAUCGCUUGCACAACCGUCCGACGAUGAGUCAGACUUUGCUGCUGUCGCACAUGUAUCCCAAUACUCCUGAAUCCCUGGCACUGGCCAACGACGAGCCUUGGGAUGAUGAUAUGUAUGACCGUGCACAGGCACACUUGGAGGCGUUCUACGUGGAGGUUUUCUUGGAGUUGGCCAACUAUGGUGAGAUUGAGGACUUGGUCGUGGUGGAUAAUCUUUGUGACCAUAUGAUUGGCAAUGUCUACGUGAAGUACUACCACGAGGAGGAUGCCGAACGCGCCCUGAUGAAGCUGACAGGCCGUUUCUACAGUGGCAAGUUGAUCCAAGCCGAGUACACCACGGUGAGCGAUUUCCGUGAGGCGCGUUGUCGAGCCUUCCACGAAACGCGCUGCAAUCGUGGCGCCUAUUGCAAUUUCAUGCACAUCAAGCACAUUCCCCGUGCCAUCAAGCGUCGUGUUGUCCGAGAGAUGUACGAUGACCAUCCAGAAUACCUGGGGCAAACAGCCAAGAAGUCCAAGAAGGACAAGGACAAGGAGCGCCGUUCCCGCUCCCGGCGCCGAGACAAGGAGAAGAAGGAGAAGGACCGCGACCGCGACCGCGGCGAGCGCACGGACGCUCCACCUGCUCGACAAACUUCGCAGGAGCGUCGUGCCAUGAUCGCUUCCUGGAAUGCAGAGAAGGAAGGCGGAGCUGUGGCAUGAGCUGAGAGAUGAAGAGUGGCACGCGAGAGUUCGUUGAGUUGAACAUUGCAAGGGUUGACAAGUGGGGG
Molecule: messenger RNA, 981 nt
Organism: Cladocopium goreaui
Lineage: Eukaryota; Dinophyceae; Suessiales; Symbiodiniaceae
Source: the annotation of a GenBank genome assembly